ACUGCCCCACUCGUACCGCAUGAUAGAAAGAGUAUCAAAGUCUGAGCGGGAUCUCCGGCUCAAACAGUCCGAUACUGUCGGGCAAGUAGACUGUCAAAAUGAGGCCGCUCAUGUCUUCGGCAGCAGCCGUAGUUCUACUGUUUUGCGCAAAUUUUGCAUUCAGUGCUGAUCUUCAUGAGCACUCCAAGGUAGUUUGCUACUGGAAUUCAACGUCCUUCGAGCGCUCAGGUCCUGGUAAGUUGAAAGUAGAUGACCUUAAACCAGCUUUGUCACUGUGCACCCAUCUUAUCUACGGCUUCGCUGGCAUCAAACCCGAUACGUUCGAGGUAUCGUCUCUGAACCCAAACCUUGAUACCGGUGCCGGCUAUGGCCUCUACCGCCAAGUAACUCACCUCAAGCGUGAGUACCCUGAGCUUAAGGUCUAUCUUUCCAUCGGUGGCAAUGCUGAUCCUUACGAAGAAACUCACAAGUACCUCACCGUGACAGAAACAUCCGAAGCUCGAAACAAGUUCAUUCACUCGGUGAUCAGCUUCCUCGCUGAUUACGAAUUUGAUGGUGUCGAUCUUGCCUGGCAAUUCCCUGCCGUCAAAGUGAAGAAGAACCGCGGUACCUUCAGCUCGCUUUGGCAUGGUUUCAAGAAAAUUAUAAACUAUGGCAAGUUCAAGGACGAAAAGGAAAAGGAACACCGUGACGGCUUCACUAUUCUGGUUCGUGAUCUGAAGACUCAACUUCGCACCAAAAAUAAAGCUCUUACUCUCACGGUCUUACCUCACAUCAACUCCAGCAUUUACUAUGAUGCAAGGAAUAUAGUAUCCAAUCUUGAUGCCAUUCAUCUUUUUGCUUUUGAUGAAACUAAUCCAGAACGUUCGCCCAAAAAAGCUGAUUAUCCUGCACCCAUUUAUGAGAGUUAUGGUCGGGAACCAAGUGAUAAUGUGGAUGCUCAGACCAGGUACUGGUCAGAAAACGGUACGCCCGGCUCAAAAAUUGUCAUUGGCAUACCUACGUUCGCCCGAACCUGGAGACUAACUGAAGACAGUGAGAUCGCCGGAGUACCCCCAGUGACGGCUGAUGGCCCAGGGGCCGAGGGACCUCACACUGCCAUCCCCGGCUUGCUCUCUUACGCCGAGGUCUGCUCGCGGUUGACCGAGAGCUCGGUCGGUCGCCUCCGACGAGUCAAUGAUCCAUCCAAAAAGUACGGUGCCUAUGCCUACCAAGCCUACGACAAGAAGGCUGGAACUGACGGCAUUUGGGUUGGCUUCGAGGAUCCCGACACAGCCGGCAACAAGGCCCUUUAUGCCAAAGCCAAGGGUCUUGGUGGUGUAGCUAUUUAUGAACUCUCGCUUGAUGAUUUCCGUGGAAUUUGCAGUGGCGACAAGUACCCGAUCGUCAAGGGAGCUAAAUUCAAGCUGUAAAUUUUAAGGAGCGGAUAGAACUGUAAUAAAGUUUUUCGAUUAAUCAUCACUGAUGUUAUUUCUUAUUUGCUGUAUCGAGAAAAAUUAAAUAUAUCAUUACAUAAUCACGUUCCUGUAUGAAUUUAAGUUUGAAACAUCUUAAAAAAUCAUGUUGAUGUUAUACAUGACUCGACAUAAGAAGGCACUGUAGCUUUAGCUGAUUCGAAGAUAUUUAUAUUCCGAGCAAUUUAUAUUAUGUUCAAAGAUACACGUACAACUUUAUCAUAAUAAAUGUUACGGAAAUAUUUAAAAUAA
Messenger RNA from Copidosoma floridanum, 1706 nucleotides. It is a transcript of the gene Idgf4, whose product is annotated as Imaginal disc growth factor 4. Gene Ontology annotation, cellular component: extracellular region. The record is from RefSeq and is a predicted model, not a curated record. Gene Ontology annotation, molecular function: chitin binding; chitinase activity. Gene Ontology annotation, biological process: carbohydrate metabolic process; chitin catabolic process. NCBI's taxonomy places the organism in Eukaryota, Metazoa, Arthropoda, Insecta, Hymenoptera, Encyrtidae.